AUUACCUACCAAACGCUGUUUAGCAUAUUAAUUUCCACGAUUUCCAAGUAUUUUUCUUUUAAACUUUAUUUUUAAAACGUGGUGAUUUCUGUGAGUUUUUGAUAAAACUAAAUAUGAAUCAUGUAAGUCAAAAAUUUCAACUCGUAAGUGGAAAUUUUAUGCCGCUUGUUGGAAUUGGAACCUUUCGAGUACACAGUCAGCAUAUUUUUAAUGUUCUCGACGAAGCUUUAAAAGCAGGAUAUCGGUCAAUUGACACUGCUGCUGUUUAUAGAAACGAAGAUGCAAUCGGAGCUGCUCUAAAGAUAUUGCUUCCAAAAUAUAAUCUUAAAAGGGAAGAUAUUUUUAUAACAACCAAACUUGAUCCAGUUGAAAAUGGAAAUCCAGAAGGUGUACGACGAGCUGUUCGCAAUUCAUUAAUGGCCCUACAAACCGAUUAUGUCGAUUUGUAUUUAAUUCACUGGCCGGGCGCAGGUAGAAUUCACGCAAAUUCUUCUCUAAAUACCGAAUUACGUACUUUAACUUGGAAAACUCUGGUAGAACUGCAUCAGCAAGGUUGCUUAAAGUCCAUAGGCGUUUCUAAUUACAAUAUCAAUCAUCUUCAACAAUUGUUUAAAAAUUCUGAUGGUGUUAGACCAUCUGUCAAUCAAGUAGAAUGCCAUCCUCAUUAUCGACAGGACGAACUAUUGAAAUUCUGCACUGAAGAGGGAAUUCAUCUUCAAGCAUAUUCCUCAUUAGGAGGAAGUGAUAAUGGAGCUCUUUUAAAUGAUUCCACUGUUCGUAAAAUAUCCUCAAAUCUUAACGUAUCACCGGCUAGAUUACUUUUAAAAUGGGCUCUUCAGCGAGGAAUUGGCAUCAUUCCUAAGGCACAGAGUGCAAAUCAUAUUCAAGAUAAUUUAAAACUUGAUUUCACAAUUGAUCAAGAAUCAAUGAAGUUACUGUCGAAUUUACCAGAAAGAAAAUAUGCCUGGGAUCCAAGUUCCGUCAAUUAAAAACUAAUUAUAGCGAAAAUAUAAAUUUUUGUAAAUAAUAAAAAUAAAAAAAUAUUUCCUUCAAUUCAAAAAAAUAUUAAAUUUACAAAAAUUUGAAAUUCGAUUAAA
This is a messenger RNA of Leptopilina heterotoma, 1097 nucleotides long. Its product is annotated as aldo-keto reductase family 4 member C8-like. Bases 114 to 989 code for a protein of 291 amino acids. The record is from RefSeq and is a predicted model, not a curated record. The transcript is spliced from 6 exons. Gene Ontology annotation, molecular function: oxidoreductase activity. Lineage: Eukaryota; Metazoa; Arthropoda; Insecta; Hymenoptera; Figitidae.